AUUGAGAUGAAAAUCCAUUGACAAAAAGGAAAAACGAAAGGAUAAAAUCCCAGAUUAAGGGCUGCGGAGCAAUUGAGCUAAACGGUAGCUUGGGACUUAAAACUCCCGAUAAUUCUGUGUCGGGACAAUUCUCGUACUUGUGAUUUACCGAGUUCGGAAUCCAAUACUGAAAAACAGAUGAAUUCCUCCAAGUACAUGGAUAAGCAAAUCACCGACCUCUCCAAAACCCCUAUUCGCACUUUCUUAGACGACGAAGAUGAUGAUGAAGAAGAAGAAGAUCAUCUAGAUCAGGGCUUCGACUUCUACCCCAUUCGCUCCGUACAUUCCCAUGCUAAGAUUCCCGAUGGGAUCCACCUCAGUGGUUGGAGUUCGGACCAACAUUCUACAAAAUUCUCUGGUGAAAAAGCUGGGAGUUUCAGCAAUGCAGAAUUGAUUUCCAGGAUAGAUCAAAAGUUGAAGGAACAUGCUGAUGUUUUGCUACACUCAGUGGAGUGUCUCAGUGCACGACUAUCUCAAAUGGAAAGUAGAACGCGGCAAGUAGAAAACAACUUUGAUGAUUUAAAGGAAUCAAUUGAAUUUAAUCAUGGAAGAACUGACAGAAAGCUAAAGGAGCUAGAGAACAUUCUAAUUGAGGUCCAUGGUGGGAUAAAAGAUUUGAGGGAUAAACAAGAGAUAGCAGAGACUCAACUGCAGCUGGCAAAGCUUCGUGUGUCCAAGGAUGACGCACAGUUGGAAAAGCAGAACAAUGAUGUUCAAUCUAGUUUGGGAACAGAAGCGUUGUCAUCAGUCUCUCAGCAAUCCAACCAACAACUUCCAGUCCCAGUUGCUUGUCCACAACAAGUUCUUUCUUUGUCUUCUAAUAUUAAAAAUUUACCUGCUGAGCAUCUUCCUCUAACAAAACCUGCAGCUACAGCACCAAAGUAUCUCACACCUUCAGCAUCUCAACUUCCGACAAUUACAGCAACUGCACCACAACUUCCCUCGCAAUUGCUUACAAAUUUUGUCCCUUCUGUUCCACAGCAAGAAUCUCAUUACACACUUCCAGUUUGCUCUCCAGGAACCAUUCAUCAAAAAUAUGUAUUACCAACUCAGCAAUCACAGCCACCUUAUAUUCAUCAGCCUUGUCUACCACCAUCUCAUCUUCCCCCAAAUUCACACUUCCCUCAGUUGCCCCAUGUGCAGUCGCCUUUCUCCGCGGUGAAUCCUCAAGUCCAAAGCCACCAUCCUGAAGUUUCUUUUGUGCCAUCUCAAGGCAUUCACAAAUCCUCUCAACCACAUGACUGGCCUCUCCCUCCCCAGUUGCUUAAUGUUGGUUCUACUGAUCUACCCUCAAACUUGCGUUAUUCAGAGCGUACUUCUGCAAAUACACCACCAGGGGGGUACACUAAUAUUGUGGACUUUUAUCAUUAUGGUGCUCCUACCCACAGUGGCUCCGCUAUGAAACCGGUUCAACCAUCACCAUCUCCUCCUGCUAGCACUGGUGAAACUAAUUUCAGUAAAUUGCCAACUGCCCGCAUAUUACCACGUGCUAUUCCAACUGCAUCUAGUGUGGACAGUGAAUCAAGCUCUGGUGAGGGUGGAAACAGGGCGACUGUUGAUAAUGUUGUUGACAAGGUUGUUGCUAUGGGAUUUCGAAGAGACUUGGUGAGAGCAACAGUGAAAAAAUUGACAGAGAAUGGGCAAUCAGUGGACCUGAAUACGGUGCUGGAUAAGUUGAUGAACAGUGGGUAAUUGCAGAGUCUUGGAUUAUGCGUUGGGGUAUUAUGUUACCUUGACAUGCUUUAUUUUUAUAUGUUUUGUAUAGAAUAGUGAACUUGUAAUUUACAAAUCCACAUCCCUAAUUGAGAGGUUUUACACCAUUUCAUGUUGGUUGCUUUGUAAAUUAGAUGUUGUAGCCGGCCUGAUUUGUUCUUUUGUUUGUGAAUGAAAAUACUGGUUACGUUGCCUAUGGAAA
This is a messenger RNA of Manihot esculenta (cassava), 1954 nucleotides long. RefSeq names its product proline-rich receptor-like protein kinase PERK10. The transcript has 3 exons. NCBI's taxonomy places the organism in Eukaryota, Viridiplantae, Streptophyta, Magnoliopsida, Malpighiales, Euphorbiaceae. The coding region runs from base 178 to 1731 and encodes 517 amino acids. The record is from RefSeq and is a predicted model, not a curated record.